AUGAGCAAGUCAAAAUUCAAAGCAAUGCUCAUUAUUUUUUUUGACAUUAAGGGAAUAAUUUUUAUUGAAUGGGUUCCUAGUGGACAGACAGUCAACCAAUAUUAUUAUAAAGAGGUAUUAAUUAAAUUGAGAGAACGAGUUAGAAAAAAACGACCAGAUCUGUGGAAGAAUGGCUGGGUUCUUCACCAAGACAAUGCUCCAGCUCACAGUUCAUUUUCAAUUCAACGUUUUUUGACUGAAAAAAAAAUUUCUAUAUUGCAACAUCCACCGUACUCGUAA
This is a messenger RNA of Macrosiphum euphorbiae (potato aphid), 279 nucleotides long. NCBI's taxonomy places the organism in Eukaryota, Metazoa, Arthropoda, Insecta, Hemiptera, Aphididae. The record is from the annotation of a GenBank genome assembly.